UUCAGUGCUGUCAACGCGUGACACCAUAAUCCAAAAUAACCUCUUCCUCUUCUAGGAACCGACUUCCUUUUAAUGUACACUCCCUCAGACAUAUGUGAAUUGUUAAUAAGAACGUAGUGACCAUCAUAAAGAUAGCUUUAAGUUAUUUUUAAAACGCUUUUUCUUUUUUUCUCUCCAAUAAAUAGUCUCUGAAACUGGCUGUUGUAGGAGGAGCUGAACGCAACGGAAAAAUGACGAUAUCAUCGAGCUUGCUCUUUGACCUGUGUAACAUUGUAUCAUUUAUAUAGUUUGAUAUAGUCUAGCAGUAGGAGAUAACCUUUAUCACCGACGGUUAAAUUUCGCUCAGUUGUAAGUUUGUUGGAAUGUCUUCGCCUGUCAUGAUGAGUGUGAUGAGGUGUUUUAGGUUUACUAGAGUCAGACUGUGGUCUGUGUACUCUACUGCACAAAAUCGGCAAGUAUUUGCUCAUAGCUGUCUCAGACGAUUGUCCACCAUGUCCCACACGGUGCCUCCGGUCCUCUCUGUUGUCCCCUCUCGGGCUCUGGUGGAUGAGAAGUUCAGGGUGCUGGUGGAGAAUCUGCCUCCAGGAGCUCCAGUAACACUUCACUCCCUGCACCAGUCUGAGGACAAGGACUACUGGGAGGCCUACGGACACUACAUCAGUGAUGAGAGAGGAGCCGUGUCCGUUGCAGAUGAUCUCAGUUUCGGGGGAACUUACAAAGGGAAAGAAGCCAUGGGUUUAUUGUGGAGUAUGCGUCCAGUCCCAGGCAGCCGUGACGGCCUCAGGUUGAGAAAGUCGGACGUCUGCACGCCCCUGCUGGUCAACAUCUCCGUCUACAGUGGACAUGUAACGGAGGGCUUCAGGGAGCAGAGUCCUCUGGCUUUGGCGAUCACAGAGAGAUGGUACAUGGCUCCAGGGGUCCAGAGGAUUGUUAUCAAAGAGGAAGGAGUAAAAGGGACCCUGUUUAUACCUCCAGGUCCAGGACCCUUCCCCGGCAUACUGGAUAUGUGGGGAGGCAGCGGAGGCCUGAUGGAGUAUCGUUCAUCCUUACUGGCGUCUCACGGUUACAUUUCUUUUGCACUGGAGUAUUUCAGCCCCGGUGAACUGAAGUCAGCAGACACAGAGUUCGAGUACUUUGAGAAAGCAUUUAAUAUCAUCCAGAAACAUCCUCAAGUGAUUCCGGACAGAGUCGGAGCUUUUGGUCUUUCCCUCGGAUCAGUUUUUACCAUCAUGUUGGCAGCUGAGAGCAACGUGAUCAAGCUUCAAUGUGGUGUUUGUGUCAGCGGGAAUCACCUUUAUCCACGUGAAUUGACCCUCAGAGGGGUCUUUCUAGUGUUGGCCAGCAAAUCUCACAAGAUACGCCACGAUGAGAACAACUAUGAGAUAUGGCGAGACAUGGGACUGGCAAUUGUCAACAAUCCAACAAAAGGGAAAGUGGACGUGGGUAAAAUAAACUGCCCGUUGAUGCUGUUGAACGGUGGUGAUGAUCAGAACUGGCCCACAGUGGAGGCUGCUGAGGAUAUGGCCCAGAUGUUGCGUGCGGUGGGGAAGGAGCACCUGCUGACCAGAGUCACCUACCCGGACGCUGGACACCUGAUCGAGCCGCCGUACUCGCCUCACUUCAGAGCCACGAAGUUCAUAAAGGACAUCACAAAAGAGAAAGUGAUUCUGCUGUGGGGAGGACAGACCAAACCACACGCAGACGCUCAGGAAGACGCCUGGAACAAGAUCUUGUCUUUUCUGCAGCAGCAUCUGUACUCCAACACAACUCCCAAAGCCAGGAUGUGAGAGAUUACUGAAAGCACAGCAGAAGAUGAAAACACGAAGUGCACCAUGGUAGCAACCUGUCAAUCAUAUGGGAGCCCCGCACUAAAGCAUACCCUGCUGUAUUGUCUAUUUUACUCUAAAUGGGACAAUAAUUUUAAAAAAUGAUCAUUUUGUAUUGAAGAAGACUUGAAACUAGCGAUUGAGACCAUAAACUCAUAAGGAGAAUAUUUACUGAGGUAAUAUCUCACGUAAGAAGUAGGGUCAUUUUUCUUUUGACUUUAAUUCAAUCACACUACUUUUUGCAGCCAGUGGAGUCGCCCCCUGCUGGCCAUUAAAAAGAAUGAAGGUUAACGGCACUUUCACAAUGUUCAUAACCAUAGACUGUAUAAAUAAUGGACGUAGUGACUGUGAUGUCCCCCAUUGGUUUGUGGACCGCCUGUUUAAGGCAUCGAGUUCAGCGUUACACUCGUUGCCAUCUUGUUUCCGAUACGGGGAGCAGACCAUAUCUGGACUGUGGAGGAGGAGAGGGAUCUGAUCACUGACUACAGCCUCUCUACACCUCAACCUGACUGAGAGAAGCUGCUGCUAAUUCAUGUUAGCAUUAACUGGGAUGUUAGUUUUGGCUAGCAAAAAGAAAAAAAAUGUUCGUUACUUACCUCAGAAAAAUAAACAGCGACUCCUUGGAGUGUCUGUCAGUCCAACCAAACGCUGAACAAGACAUUUUUAAUGAAUAAAACUUGCAUAUAAACAUUGAGUGAAACAUCAUUCAGUGAAAAUACAGUGUGAAAGGGUCAAAGUUGUGAGACCAAACCGCGAAACCUCUUUUUUGUAUAUCUCUAUAUAUGUGUAUAUAUAUAUAUGUUACGUCCUUGGGGUACGGUGUGUGUUUUUGGUUUUGUUUUGUUGGUGCCUCAGGACCGCAGCAGCGUCACUUGCUCCGCAAGAGGGAAUCCCCGCUGGGUGACGCCUCCACCGAAGGCCGGACCGAGUGUUCCCCUGGCUCCGCCCGCUGUCCGCUCGUUGGUCUGGCGUCCAAUCACGUGCCGCACCUGCCUCCAUCUCGGCCUUAAGAGCAGCUUCGCGGGGCUGUGGACGCCCUUCUUCUUUGUCUUUGCAUGGCUUUGUGUAAAGUGUGUCUCUUGGUUUGAUAAGAAGGUAUUUGAAAACCUAGUGUGGGUAUUGAGAAAUUGAGGCACUCGUGUGGUUUGACUGUUUAUUUAGUCUCACUAGUUUAUGGGUGGUUGCAUUGCUGUAUUUUUGUUUGUAUAGAGUAAGAGUAAGCGUAGUCAGCCAGAGUUCCUUUGUUUGUUGUGUUUUAAGUAAGAUAUUUUGGGGUGGGGGAAAUUGAGUUAGGAAGAUUGUUUUAGUUUGUUUGUUUUAUGAGUUGGCGCCACCCUUCGCCCUUUGUUCAUUGCCUCACAUUACAUCAACUUGUAUCUAGCCUGAAGAAGGUUCUCUUUUCGUUACCUUUGUUUUAUUUUGCUAUUACACAAUAAAAUCUGUAAUUGCUUGAGUACACCGGCGUUGUGUUGCUUCCCUUUCCCCUAGACCCCAACUGGGUUGUAACAAUAUACAUAUAUAUAUAUAUAUAUAUAUAUAUAUAACUUUAUUGACACGUUGCCGUGGAUACACAUUGUUCUGCUUCUCUCCUGGUGACGGCUCGCCUUGCUAGCCACCUGUCAAUCAAAGGUAGCCACGCCCCAAAUCAUACGAUUCUUUAUCUUAUAUUUUCUUCUAAAUGGGGCCAUUAUUUGAACGAUUAUCAAAUUGUCUUGAAGAUUUUUUAUUAGCGGUUGAGACCAUAGUGUUGUCCUAAAAAAAAUUCUGAGGUAAUAAAUCAAGUGAGAAGUUUUCUCAUUUUGUAUCGAAAUGAAUGGACCAAAAUGCUUCUGCAACCUUCGUCAGAGUGUGUUUGUGUUUGGGCCACCAAACUAUCAUGUUCAUUGGUUCAAUGUGUUGACCAUGUGCCUUCACUCUGAUUAUUUGAAAUGCAGUUUUAAUGAGCACGUUAGGUUGCUCAUUUUGGUUAAAUUCUUCCUCUAGUUUCAUUAUUUUGUGACCACAAAGCCAUUAAUUAUUCAGAUCAAGCUUCAGUGAAAGUUAUAUUUAUGUAAGUUGUGGAUGUCUGGAAAGUAUGUCAGGAAAUGUAUUUUAUUGUACAUAGUAUGUAUUUUAUAUGAUUAUGUAAAAAUGAUUAAUGAUGAAUUAAAGUGCUUCAUUUUGUAAAAUCAUGGUUGAUGCACUAAUUAAAUUAAUCAACUUUCAAA
This is a messenger RNA of Centropristis striata (black sea bass), 4033 nucleotides long. Its product is annotated as peroxisomal succinyl-coenzyme A thioesterase-like. NCBI's taxonomy places the organism in Eukaryota, Metazoa, Chordata, Actinopteri, Perciformes, Serranidae. Bases 363 to 1787 code for a protein of 474 amino acids. The transcript is spliced from 11 exons. Gene Ontology annotation, molecular function: fatty acyl-CoA hydrolase activity. Gene Ontology annotation, biological process: fatty acid metabolic process; acyl-CoA metabolic process. The record is from RefSeq and is a predicted model, not a curated record.